This is a messenger RNA of Seminavis robusta, 1989 nucleotides long. The record is from the annotation of a GenBank genome assembly. NCBI's taxonomy places the organism in Eukaryota, Bacillariophyta, Bacillariophyceae, Naviculales, Naviculaceae.
AUGCCAGAUGAUGACGGAUUCGCCACUCCCAUUCAAGUCAAAAUUGACCCAUUCUCCAUUGUACUAUCACCAACCAACAAUGCAAGACCACUAUCACUCGUUGACACCGAAAUCAUUCUGGGCAUUCUAGAAGAUCUAAUCACUGACUAUGCCAGAACACACUACCAUGGAGACGAACAGUACAAUGAACCAGACGACACCACAACAACAACCACAACUACAACCAGUAGAAACACACCCAAAGAAUCGGACGUACAGUUCAAGUACGCCAUUCUAGGACUCGUUUCCAUACCAACACACCCAGAAGAACAUGUCAAGUAUAGAGAGACUACAGCGCUAGAUUUCUCAGGUGGCAUUGCAUACUUUUCUACCAAAAACGCUGAAAGUGGCGGAGUCGUUGAGGUACCUUCGUCCGCUGAAAUGGAACUACUCGUUGCACUUGCACUCAGCGAAGAAAACGACCUCGUCAAGGCACUGCAAGUUAACUUCCCAUACGUGACAAAGGCAACUCUACAAUGGCAGGGAGAACUGGAACUCAUCAAUACGGAAUCCAUGAGCGAGAAUGAAAACAAUCCAAAUGAAAACGAAAAGGACAUCGAAACACAGGAAACGGCACUCAUCAUGGGCCCCAACGUCGUACCCAACAGUGCACAGCAGCAACAACAACCAGCUACCAAUACAUCAUCCUUCAAAAAUAGCACGCUACUCAUCGUUCUCGUGUGUACGGUCGGAGCCACUCUUGUGGUUGGGACGCUUGUCGUCGUGAAGAAUCGACGACAAAGUGUAGAGCUAUGGAGAAGUGGACAAGACAAGACAGCUGUCAACAACAUUGCGUUGGACAAACCAGAAGACGAUGAUUGCAACAUCCUCAGCAACGGCGUCGAAGAGGAUGACGACAGCGAAAUGGGAGCGGGCGGGGGCAACAAAACCAAGUCACAAUCACUGCAUCUACGAGAUAGCCUGAGAGACUGUUCACGACUGCUCAUGACCACAACCACGGCCGCCACGGAAGAACCCCAAGAGAGCCUCGCCACCAACAUUAUCGUUAAUAACGGAAAUCACAGCGACGAAGAACGAGGCAGCGGUACCACUAGUGGCGCCACUACACUCAAUCGCAGUGGGAGCAGAAGAGCAGCAAGGACCAUCAAUGAUACAGUCGAUCUUUCCGUAAACGUGUCCAAUUUCUCGUCGUCUUUCAUUGGAGACAUUGUCCAAGAUCAGUCCUACGCGGGCCGUCAGCGACGGGACGUCGAUUCCAGCAACCGAAGCAGCAACCAAGGAUUCGACGACGAUGACGAGGAUGCACUCACGUGCCCGUCCGAUUUCGAAGGCAACGCUUUUGUCGAACCCAACCUGAUACCCGUCGCACACAUUGAUCUCGACAGCGACUUUACGCAUGACAACGUACCCAACCCAUUGACACCGCCCAGCCAAGUCGCAUCCACACGGUCGCAGUCGCAUCAGUCCGCAUCGGCACAAAGCAGCAGCAUGUUCUCGUCAUCACUGAGUUUCCUAUAUCCACAGCCACCGCCACCACCACCGACUCGAGCCACACAGCAGGAAAGUGCCCCCCAAGACCCACACGCAGACCAAGAGCCAAACCCUCAAGAAGGAUUCGUCCUGUCACGGCUCAUGUCCGGCAAGACGGGAAGCAUACUGCCCAUGGCAAGUUGGGGUCUCUCCUACUUUGGAGGCGCUGCCCAAGAAGAGGACGAUCCCAACAUUGACAGCGAUGCGUUGGCGGCAUCUGAUACCAAGGUCAAACCGUCGCCGGCCAAGACCCAUGCCACCACCGAUGCGUCGAAAGGAUGGAGCAGCGAAGGAGAAGGUUACAAGACCGACGACGAUAACUUUACUCUCGACAAGGCGUGGGAUCCCGAUGAUAACAGUAUGAAUUCCAGUCAAAACGAAACCGACGUCUUUUCGGGAAUUGAGGAUGACGAAGUUCGUCUAUUGAAAUCCACCAUGUUACAUUCGGAUGCACGGUAA